Molecule: messenger RNA, 591 nt
Organism: Myripristis murdjan (pinecone soldierfish)
Lineage: Eukaryota; Metazoa; Chordata; Actinopteri; Holocentriformes; Holocentridae
Gene: minar2
Product: membrane integral NOTCH2 associated receptor 2
Exons: 3
Coding region: 1-591 (196 amino acids)
Source: RefSeq, a predicted model, not a curated record
AUGGACAUAACCGUUCUGCCCAACAACAACCACCCGGAGAAGUUCCUCCAGCUGGAUGUUGGCAUGCUGCCCGGCGCCCAUGGGAUGUUCCAGCUCGGGGCAGCCAUGUCCAGUAACAGGCACUGGCAAAAUAGGGUCUACUUUCAGCAAAGGGCGUUGACUGAGAAAGUGUCAUCUCCAUCACCAGAGAGUUCUCCUGUGAUAUUUAUAGACAGAUAUCUGGAGAAUCACAUCACUCCAGUCACAUUCAAGCCUAACAUCAAACAGAACCCACUGUACACGGACAUGAGGACUAUAGACACAGGGAGCGUGGAGAAAUUCAAGCCGUCCUGGACCGUACAGGACUAUGACAGACAGACCGUUCAUGGAAGUCUUGCAGACCACAUGAGGGAGGGAGAGAAGACGCCAAAAGACCUCGAUUUCUGGCUCGAGGAUCUGUACACACCUGGAUUUGACUCUUUGUUAAAGAAGAAAGAAGCAGAGCAUCGAAGGAAAAAACUUUGCAAAAUACUUGCGUCAGUCAUAUUGUCCAUUUGUGCAAUCAUCAUUAUCAUCACAGUGCCGGUUAUGGUUACAAAAAAGAAAAACUGA